Molecule: messenger RNA, 1313 nt
Organism: Carya illinoinensis
Lineage: Eukaryota; Viridiplantae; Streptophyta; Magnoliopsida; Fagales; Juglandaceae
Product: protein RGF1 INDUCIBLE TRANSCRIPTION FACTOR 1-like
Exons: 5
Coding region: 279-1019 (246 amino acids)
Source: RefSeq, a predicted model, not a curated record
GCCAUUUUUGCAUCACUCGGGGUUAUCUCGUCCUAGUAGUAGUAGUCCCUUCCCCUGCUUUCCUGCAAAGAAACACACUCUGUGUUUACCCUAAUAAUCUUCGGCGGCGACUUCUUUCAGUUUUCUUCCUCAGAAGGUUUUGAGUUCGAAGCUCCGCUAUAGAUUCAAUCUUGGAAGGUUUUUGAUUCGUUCUUACAGAACUGUAAAGGCUCGCUAUCUAUAAUCAACAGCAGCAGCAGAAUAUCACUGGGUUUGUCCGGGCCAAUCAUAAGAAAGUCAUGGUGAGUCCGUUAGGCCGAAUGGGGAACGAUGAAUUGAGUCCACCAUGGCUAAUACCAAUGCUGAGAGCAAGUUACUUCGUUCCCUGCUCCAUCCAUGGAGAUUCCCAUAAAAGCGAAUGCAACAUGUUCUGUUUGGAUUGCAUGGGAAAUGCUCUAUGUUCUUACUGUUUGAUCGAUCACAAAGAUCACCGCGUCGUUCAGAUUAGACGGUCCUCGUACCACAACGUGGUGAGGGUUAUUGAGAUUCAGAAGUACAUCGACAUAUCUUGUGUUCAGACCUACGUUAUCAACAGCGCAAAGAUUGUAUUCCUGAAUGAGCGGCCACAGCCUAGGCCUGGAAAGGGUGUCACGAAUACAUGUGAGACCUGUUGCAGAAGCCUCCUUGAUUCCUUCAGAUUUUGCUCCUUGGGUUGCAAGCUUGGGGCAAUGAGGCGUGGUGAACCAGAGCUCACGUUUACGCUGAGAGGGAAGCACAAUAGGGAUUUCUUCAAUGGUGGGUCAGAAUCAGAGGAGUCGACUACCCCAAAGAAAAUUCGGAAGAAGCAUCCCUUCAGCCGCAUGAUGAUGAUGGAUAGCCCUGCAAUUUCAGCCGCUGCUCACUUCUAUUAUGGAGGAGAGAGGUCUUCUUGCUCGGGAGAUGACUCCACUACAACCAUUUCUCCGGCAACUCCUCCCAUUUUCAACCACUGCAAUGCCAGGAGAAGAAAGGGUAUUCCCCAUCGAGCCCCCCCAUUUUGAGACUCUCAUAAGACUUGGUUGUGUAUUUACUGGAUAAGAAAGGAGUGUUCUUGUUUGGUUGUGAAGUAGGAAAUGGUCCCUUCAUAUACAUCUCGGGUAAUUUACUUGUGGGGUUUCUCUCUAAAACUAGAAAUUCUAGGAUGUCAAUUAAAUGCCCAUCAUCAGGCUAUCCUUGUACAGAUGAUUACAUAUUUGGGCUUUGGUGGUUGUAAAGAUGUAGUGGCAUCCUCAUGGAAUAUGUAGACAACAUAUUUGGUGCAUAUGAAUAUAGUUUGUUUGUUUUGUUCCUUUCAA